UAUGUAUCAAUCUAUUUUACAUACACCGUUUUUACUGUUGUAUAUUGUUGCUUUGGUAGUAGUAACAAAUGCCGAUAGAAAUCUUCUAACAUCAACUUCUGAUUCUGGUGUUUGCUUUUAUGGAAAAACUGCUGAACGAGUACUUAGCAUAUUGGCAACUGGUAGAUACAGAUCUGUGCUGCCUUCAGAAAACAAAAUUCAGGACUGCUCGGAUUUACACCGAAAACAUGAUAGAAGUGGGGUGUACAAAAUCUACCCGGAAGGUGGCGCUGGAUUUAAUGCGUAUUGUGAUAUGAAGACGGAUGGCGGACGAUGGACGGUUUUUCAGCAUAGACAAGAUGGUAGGGUAGAUUUCUAUCGAGGAUGGCAAGAAUAUGCAAAGGGAUUUGGUAAUCUAAGGACGGAUUUCUGGUUAGGUAAUGACAAACUACACAAACUAACAUCUAAUGGAUAUUAUGAGCUGAGAGUCGAUUUGGAGGAUUUUAAUGGUGAUAAAGCAUUUGCAAAAUAUUCCACAUUCAUCAUCGGUGACAAGUCAACUAACUACAGACUUACAGUGAAGGGUUACAAUGGAACGGCAGGUGAUUCUCUAAAGCACCAUAAUAAUCAGGCUUUCUCGACAAAAGAUAAGGAUCAUAGCAGUGAUUGUGCUAAAAAAUAUAGAGGUGGUUGGUGGUAUAACGUCUGUCAUGACGCUAAUCUAAACGGACUGUACAUAGGAAAUAAAAAGGAUACCAAAGGAAUGUGUUGGAAUCAUUGGAAAGGAACUCAGUCGAUGAAGACCACAUCAAUGAUGAUUCGUAGAGUACGAAUUUAACACUGUUGGUUUUAAUUUCAAAAAAUAAAAAUAUAGAUUGCAAA
This is a messenger RNA of Mytilus trossulus (common blue mussel), 861 nucleotides long. Its product is annotated as ryncolin-2-like. The coding region runs from base 2 to 817 and encodes 271 amino acids. NCBI's taxonomy places the organism in Eukaryota, Metazoa, Mollusca, Bivalvia, Mytilida, Mytilidae. The record is from RefSeq and is a predicted model, not a curated record. The transcript is spliced from 6 exons.